Messenger RNA from Eruca vesicaria subsp. sativa (arugula), 8430 nucleotides. The record is from the annotation of a GenBank genome assembly. NCBI's taxonomy places the organism in Eukaryota, Viridiplantae, Streptophyta, Magnoliopsida, Brassicales, Brassicaceae.
AUGGAAGAAGACGAAGAAAAGAAACUCUCCAAAGAUUCUAAUGUUGAGAACAGAUUAGAUGCAUUUGAUAUAGGGAACCCUAGCUUUAUUGUUAAUGAAGAUGCUAAUGAUGAAGAUCUGCAAGGGACUAGUUUAGUUGACGCAGUUCUUAACGAUGACAACUUCGAACAAGUUUCUCUAAAAGAAGAAACGUCUCUUUCAUCAACAAGUCUAGAUCCUCCGGUUCAGUCCCCACAUAGACCCAAUCCAAAGGAUACAAUGCAAAACGUUUCUCCAGAGUUGUUGCAUCUUGUUGAUUCUGCCAUCAUGGGCAAGCCUGAAAGCUUAGACAAGCUAAAAAACCUUGUCACCGGUGUUGAAAGUUUUGUGUCUGGAGAUGAUGCAGAGACUAUUGCUUUCCUUGUUAUUGAUUCUCUUCUUUCUACCAUGGGUGGCGUUGAGAGCUUUGAAGAGGAUGAAGAUAGCAACCCACCUAGCGUGAUGCUCAACUCUCGUGCAGCCAUUGUUUCUGGCGAGCUUAUCCCUAACCUUCCUUGUUCUGGUGACAAUGUCGGCUUCAUGUCUCCUAGGACACGCAUGGUGCGAGGCUUGCUUGCGAUAUUACGUUCUUGCACGAGGAACAGAGCUAUGUGUUCGAUGGCAGGACUGUUAAGUGUUCUCUUGGGAUCAGUAGAGGAGAUACUCUCCAAGGAUAGCAAUAUGAAGUGGAAUGCAUCAGCUUUGUUGCACUGUGUUCAACACUUAGCUGGACACUCACUUAGCGUUGAAGAUUUGCAUAGAUGGCUUCAUGUUAUUAAAGCAUCUCUUACAACAGUGUGGUCAAGCCCCUUGAUGGAUGCUUUGGAGGAGGCAAUGAGUGGGAAUGAAUCAAGAGGACCUUCAUGUAGCUUUGAGUUCGUUGGUGAAAGCUCAGGGCUACUUGGUCCUGGAGAAACUCGUUGGCCUUUCACAAACGGCUAUGCAUUUGCUACUUGGAUUUAUAUUGAAUCAUUUGCUGACACACUAAACGCUUCAACCGCAGCAGCGGCCAUAGCUGCAGCUUCAGCUGCUAAAUCAGGUAAGACUUCAGCUGCUGCUAAUGUACAUGGUGGUGAAGGUACUGCUCAUAUGCCACGUCUCUUCAGCUUCUUGACUCCUGAUAAUAACCAAGGAAUCGAAGUGUACUUCUAUGCACAGUUUUUAGUAGUUGAGAGUGGUAGUGGGAGAGGAAACAAAGCUUCACUUCAUUUCACUCAUGCGUUUAAGCCUCAGUGUUGGUACUUCAUUGGCCUUGAACAUACAUGCAAAGGCCACUUAGGGAACUCAGAGAGUGAACUGCGUCUGUAUAUUGACGGUUCCUUGUAUGAGACUCUUCCUUUUGAGUUUCCUCGUAUAUCUAAACCACUUUCUUCUUGUUGCAUUGGGUCAAACCCUCCUCCUCCUACUACAUCUUCUGACCGUCGUCGGCGUCAGUGUGCUUUGUUUGCUGAGAUGGGACCAGUUUAUAUAUUUAAAGAACCCAUUGGUCCUGAAAGAAUGACAAGAUUAGCAUCAAGAGGUGGUGAUGUUUUGCCUUGUUUUGGCAAUGGGGCAGGUCUUCCAUGGUUAGCUACAAAUGACCAUGUCCGUAAUGCGGCAGAGGAAAGCAGUCUUUUGGAUUCAGAGCUUGGAGUGUACAUUCACUUACUUUAUCACCCAUGUCUACUGAGUGGUCGGUUCUGUCCAGAUGCUUCUCUGUCUGGAGCAGCAGGUACUUUAAGACGACCAGCUGAGGUAAUUGGGCAAGUCCAUGUUGCAACCAGAGUGAAGUCAGUGGAGUCUUUCUGGGCCUUAGCUUAUGGAGGACCCAUGUCUUUACUUCCAAUAACCGUUAGCAAUGUGUGCAAAGAUACUCUUGAGCCAUCUUCUAGUAAUCUUCCAUUGUCUUUGACAACAUACUCUCUUGCUGCAUCUAUCUUUAGAAUCAUCUCAGUUGCUAUUCAACAUCCUGGGAACAAUGAAGAGUUGUCUCGUACUCGAGGCCCUGAGAUUCUAGCCACAAUCCUAGGAUAUCUUCUUCAGUCACUCUCAUCACUUGAUCUCAACCCUGAUGGAGUAGAAGAUGAGGAGAUAGUUGCUUCGAUUGUUUCGGUUUGUCAAUCUCAGAAAAUAAACCAUGCACUCAAAGUGCAGCUUUUGCGGACACUACUAUUGGAUCUAAAGAUAUGGAGUGUGUGCAAUUACAGACUUCAGAAGAAGCUCUUGUCAUCUCUUCAAGAUAUGGUCUUCACUGAAGCGGCAGCUAUGAGGAAUGCUGAUGCUAUUCAGAUACUUCUUGACGGAUGUAGGAGAUGUUACUGGAUGAUUCAUGAGAAAGAAUCUGUGAACACUUUUUCUCCAGAUGGGGAUGAUGUGCGUCAUAUGGGGGAAGUUAAUGCCUUGGUUGAUGAGCUUUUGGUUAUUAUUGAACUCCUAAUGGGAGCAGCAUCUUCUUCUUUUGCUUCUGCUGAUGUUCAUCAGUUACUUGGCUUCAUAGUAGAUAGUCCACAGCCAAAUCAGGUGGCAAGGGUAUUGCAUCUCAUGUUUAGGUUGGUUGUACAGCCAAAUGCUGCAAAGGCUCAUACAUUUGCAGAGGUAUUUAUAACUUCUGGUGGGAUAGAAACACUUCUUGUUCUGCUGCAGAGAGAAGCUAAAACAGGUGAUGACAACGUUGUAGAAUCUGUGGCUAGGGAUAGAACAAGUGUGGCGACUAAUCCUAGUGAACAAAGUCAUCACAAUGGGCCUGGUGUAGUAAAGCAGUUGGAUUCAGUUCCACAAGACCCUCGUGCUCAUGAUAGUAAUGUAGAAUCUUCGAAGGACACAGAGUCAGUUCAACAAGGAUCUGCCAGUGUCAUUUGUGAUAGUGACUCAGUUACAAGCCCUAUUUCCAUGAAUAUUGACAGAACUACAUCCUCUGUUUUUGAAAAUCCAUUCAGUAAUAAGACAAGGAUCAAUACAAGAAACAUUGAUGACAGUGACCGUGUUGUAGUUGGGAUCAUUAGAUUGAUAGGUGCAUUGAUUACAAACGGGCACUUAAAAUCUUCUCUUGGUUCCAAGUCUGAUGUUAUGAGUAACCUCAUGGGUCAUGGGAUUCAUGAAAGUGGUGGAACAAUGUUUGACGAUAAAGUAUCAUUGCUUCUAUUUGCUCUUUUGAAAGCAUUUCAAGCAGCUCCAAAUAGGCUGAUGACUGAGAAUGUCUAUACAACUCUGCUUGGGGCCUCGAUUAAUGCUUUAUCAACUGAGGAUGGCCUGAACUUUUAUGAUUUGGGUCAUCGCUUUGAACACCCUCAACUUCUGUUAAUCCUCCUCCGUUCUUUACCAUUUGCAUCUAAGGCUCUACAAAAACGAGCACUUCAGGAUCUUCGAUUUUUGGCUUGUAGCCAUCCGGAAAACAGGAGCAGUCUGACAAAAAUGGAUGAGUGGCCUGAGUGGAUCUUGGAGAUGUUGAUCUCAAACUACGAGAGAGAUGCAGGGAAACAAUCUGCUUCACCUGGUUCUACUGAGGUGGAAGAUAUGAUCCAUAACUUCUUGAUCAUAAUGUUGGAACAUUCAAUGCGCCAGAAAGAUGGUUGGAAGGAUAUUGAGGCUACAACUCAUUGUGCAGAAUGGCUCUCUAUUGUUGGAGGGUCUAGCACUGGACAGAAACGAAUUAGGCGUGAGGAAUCAUUGCCUAUUUUCAAAAGAAGGCUUCUUGGUGGAUUGCUUGACUUUGCUGCCACAGAACUACAAGCUCAGACUCAAGUAAUCGCUGCAGCAUCUGCUGGUUUCGCGGCAGAGAGUCUAGCACCAAAAGAUGCAAAAGCUGGAGUAGAAAACGCUGCUCAGCUGUCAGUGUUUCUAGUGGAAAACACAAUUGUGAUUUUGAUGCUUGUGGAAGAUCAUUUAAGACUACAAAGCAAACAUACCUGUGCUGCAAACGCAAUUGAUGUUUCUCCAUCUCCUCUUUCUCUUGUUUAUCCCAUUAACAACCGUCCAUACACAUUGACAACCGUGGGAGAAUCAUCAGAGGUUUCAAGCAGCCGUGCUUCAAUUUCCAGUGAUUCAGGAGGGGUCCAUCUAGAUAUACUUGCUUCAAUGGCCGAUGCAACUGGCCAACUAUCUACAGAAGUAAUGGAGCGUCUUGCUGCUGCAGCUGCAGCUGAGCCCUAUGAAUCUGUUUCAUGUGCCUUUGUAUCAUAUGGAAGCUGCACCAUGGACUUGGCUGAGGGUUGGAAGUACAGGAGUAGAUUGUGGUAUGGUGUUGGACUUCCUAAAACAACUUGUUUUGGUGGUGGUGGAAGUGGUUGGGACUCUUGGAAAGGUUCUUUACAAAAAGAUGCUCAUGGAAACUGGAUUGAACUUCCAUUGGUGAAAAAAUCAGUAUCCAUGCUUCAAGCAUUGCUGCUUGAUGAUUCUGGACUUGGGGGCGGGUUAGGAAUUGGUGGAGGAUCUGGUACUGGGAUGGGAGGAAUGUCAGCUCUAUACCAGUUGCUGGAUAGUGAUCAGCCUUUCUUAUGCAUGCUUAGAAUGGUGCUCUUGUCUUUGAGGGAAGAAGACCAUGGUGAAGAUAGUCUGUUGAUGAAAAAUUUAAGUUCUGAAGAUGGUUCUCCUGUCUCAUUAAAUAUCAGUUCUCAGAUAUCACCAUCAGCUUUAUUGUGGAGUGUUCUAUCUCCUUUCCUAAACAUGCCAAUCUCUAACUCAAAGAGGCAGAGAGUAUUGGUUACUACAUGUGUUCUAUAUUCUGAGGUAUGGCAUGCUGUGAGCAGAGACAAAAGGCCACUACGUAAGCAGUAUCUAGAAGCUAUAUUACCACCAUUUGUUGCAAUUCUCAGAAGGUGGCGACCUCUUUUAGCUAACAUUCAUGAACUUUCCACUGCUGAUGGUUUGAAUCCUCUUGUCGUCGAUGAUCGUGCCUUGGCUGCUGAUGCAUCCCCCAUUGAGGCGGCUCUCUCUAUGAUAUCUCCGGAAUGGGCAGCUGCUUUUGCCUCCCCUCCUUCUGCAAUGGCACUGGCCAUGAUAGCCGCAGGGACAGCUGGUUGGGAAGCUCCACCACCUCCAGCACCACCAGCAGCUCCAGCUCUUAGGCGAGACACUUCUCUGCUUGAGCGCAAGAGUGCCAAACUUCAGAGCUUUUCCAGCUUCCAGAACCCUUUGCAGGCUCCAAAGGAUUAUGGCACACCAAGCCGACCAAGAGAUAAGGCUGCUGCAAAAGCGGCUGCUCUGGCUGCAGCACGUGAUCUUGAACGUAGUUCCAAGAUUGGUACGGGGAGAGGUCUAAGUGCUGUUGCAAUGGCCACAUCUUCUCAGAGGAGGACUAUAAGUGAUAUGGAGCGUUUACAGAGAUGGAAUAUCUCUGAAGCUAUGGGAGUAGCAUGGAUGGAAUGUCUCCAGCCAGUGGAUACAAAAUCAGUUUAUGGAAAAGACUUUAAUGCUUUGUCCUAUAAGUUCAUUGCUGUACUUGUUGCAAGCUUUGCUUUAGCACGUAACAUGCAGAGAUCUGAGAUUGACAGGCGUAUACGAGAUGAUAAUAUAGUGAGGAACCGCUUAUGCAUGGGAGUACGUGGUUGGCGCAAACUAGUACGUUACUUGGUAGAGAUGAAAUGCUUCUUUGGACCCUUUGGAGACCAUAUAUGUAGUCCAAAACAUGUUUUUUGGAAACUGAAUUCUAUGGAAAGUUCUUCGAGGAUGAGACAGUGUUUAAAGAGGUAUUACACUGGUACUGAUCAUCAUGAGACAGCUGUAAACUAUGAUGAUCGGACAGACGAUAACUUGAGUUCUCCAUCAAAUGCAACUUUUUUUGCUGCUAAAGCAAUAUCAAUAUAUGAAGAUGAUGAACAUAAAGAUGAAGAUGAUCUUGAAAGUGUUGGAGAACACAAAGGGAAGAAUGAAGAGAGGAUGUCUGGUUCACUUGAGGAUGCAAUAGAACUGUCAACUGGUAUUAGUGAUCCUAGACCAUUGAGUGACCAGGACGUGGUUCAAAAUUCUAGAGAAGUAGUUCUCAAGGAACUUGAUGAAAGGAUCGUUCUUGAAGUUUCCUCUUCUAUGGUUCGACCAUUAAGGGUUGUGAAAGGAACCUUUCAGAUUACAACAAGGAGAAUAAAUUUUCUUCUUGACAUGAAUGAGGGCCAAGAUGUGGAUAGUAAGUCAGAUGGUUCAGAAUCAAGAGACCAAGAAAGAGAUCGUAGUUGGUUAAUGUCUUCUCUUCAUCAGAUUUAUAGCCGAAGAUAUAAACUGAGAAAGAGUGCUUUGGAAAUAUUUAUGGUUGAUCGGUCAAACUUCUUUUUUGACUUUGGGAACACUGAGGGAAGAAGUAAUGCAUAUAGGACUAUUGUUCAAGCACGGCCUCCACAUUUAAACAAUAUUUACCUGACAACUCAGAGGCCAGAACAACUUUUGAGAAGAACUCAGUUAAUGGAACGAUGGGCUAAAUGGGAGAUCAGCAACUUUGAGUACUUAAUGCAGCUUAACACGUUGGCUGGACGUAGUUAUAAUGACAUCACACAGUAUCCUGUUUUCCCAUGGAUUCUGUCUGACUAUAUAUCAGAAGUCUUGGACCUUACAAAUCCAUCUAGCUUUAGAGAUCUUUCCAAGCCAAUUGGUGCAUUGAACCCAGAGCGGUUAAAGAAAUUUCAAGAACAAUAUUCGAACUUUGAAGAUCCAGUCAUCCCCAAGUUCCACUAUGAUUCACAUUACUCAAAUGCUGGAGCAGUGUUGCAUUAUCUAGCUAGAGUAGAACCUUUUACAACACUUUCAGUUCAACUGCACGGUGGAAAGUUCGAUCAGGCGGACAAAAUGUUUUCAGACAUUGCAGCCACCUGGAAAGGAGUCCUCCAAGACAUGAAUAAUGUGAAAGAGCUGGUUCCAGAGUUGUUUUACCUUCCAGAGGUGUUGACCAACGAGAAUCAUACAAAGCUUGGUACUGUAAAACUUCCUCCUUGGGCUAAAACCCCUGUUGACUUUGUACACAAGCAACGAAUGGCUCUUGAGAGUGAUCAUGUCUCUGCACAUUUGCAUGAAUGGAUUGAUCUCAUUUUCGGGUAUAAGCAACGUGGUAAGGAAGCUAUAAUGUCAAAUAAUGUUUUCUUCUACACUACAUACGAAGGGACUGUUGAUAUUGACAAGAUCAAGGAUCCUGUACAACAACGAGCUAUUCAGGACAAGAUAGCUUACUUUGGACAGACACCUUCCCAGCUUUUGACUUUGCCUCACGUCAAAAGAAUGCCUCUGAAAGAUGUCCUUCACAUGCAGACAAUCUUUAGGAAUCCAAAAGAGAUAAAACCGUAUCCAGUUACAGCUCCAGAGCACUGCAACUUACCAGCCGCAGCUAUCAAGGCAUCUUCUGAUAACGUUGUGGUCGUUGACAUGAAUGGUCCUGCGGCACAUAUUGCACAGCACAAGUGGCAACCAAACACACCUGAUGGUCAGAGUACUCCUUUCAUAUUUCAUCACGCAAAGGAGGCUUCAACUGGCGUUACGUUGAUACGCAUGUUCAAGGGUGAUUCUGAAUAUCCUCAAGCACAGGCUUUUGGAUCAUCAGGUGUCAGAAGUUCGUCUGUCACUGCUAUUACAAGCGACGGAGAGAUUAUCACUGGUGGACAUGUGGAUAAUAGCAUCAAGCUAGUCUCAUCUGAUGGAGCCAAAACACUAGAAACAGCUUUUGGUCACUGUGCUCCUGUAACAUGUCUAGCUUUGUCUCCAGACAGUAACUUUCUUGUGACAGGUUCAAGAGAUACAACUCUUUUGAUGUGGAGGUUUCACAAGGGACUCACUUCUAAGACAAGUGAGUCCCAACAGACAAAAAGCUCUGAGACACCUUCCUCCGCAAACAACACUUUGGCGAACAAAGCUAAAAAGCGUCGCAUUGAAGGGCCUAUACAAGUGCUCCAUGGCCACUUAAGAGAAGUAACAUGUUGCUGUGUUAGCUCAGAUCAUGGAAUAGUUGUUUCUUCCUCUGAAUCACCGGAUGUUCUAGUGCAUUCCAUAAGAAAAGGUCGACUAAUAAGACGGCUUAUUGGCGUCAAGGCUCAUGUUCUCUGCAUCUCUUCUGCUGGAGUUAUAGUGGUUUGGAGUAGAUCAGAAAGUACUAUCAGCUCGUUUACCAUCAAUGGUGUUCUCAUCUCAAAAGCGAAACUUACUUCAUCUUGUACUAUAAGCUGCAUGGAACUAUCCAUGGAUAGCCAGAAUGUUGUGAUUGGCGUGAACUCGUUGUCCUACACUGGUGAAGAAGAUUCAUCAUGUGGAGCCAAUACAAUUAACAUACUGGACGUUCCAUCUCCUUCAAUAUGCUUCCUCAACUUAUACACUCUCAAGGUAUUCCAUGUGAUGAAGCUUGGUAAAGGGCAGAAUAUAACAGCAAUGGCUCUGAACAUAGACAACACGAACCUCUUAGUUUCUACUGAAGAUAAACAGUUGAUCAUCUUCACCAACCCAGCUAAUCAAAUUGCUUCUAGUUGA